AUGCAAGCAGUUCAAGCACUUAAAAGGGCAAAAGGAGAUGAACUCAAAAUCAAUGAAAUCAUUUCAAAAAAUCUCUCUCGUUUAAUCAAAAAUGAUUUAUUAGCUUCGCUAAGUGAAUUGCUUAGACAAGGUCACUGUGAGCUAGCUAUGAAAGUGUUUGUUGAAGUGAAAUCAGAUUUGUAUGUGAAGACUAAUGUUUCUCUUUAUGCUGAUAUUGUAUCAGCUUUGAGUAAGUAUGGAAUGAUGCAAGAGAUUGAUAGUGUUAUUUCUGAGUUGGAGUUUGAAGUUUUGAUGGGUGAUGAUAGAGGACUUUCUAGAUUGAUUAAGGGUUUGAUUUCUGCUGGUAGGAAGGAAUCUGUUGUUAGGGUUUAUAGGUUGAUGAAAGAGGGGGAGUGGGGAUCUGGUGUAAGUGUUGAUGAAUAUGUUGUUAGGAUUUUGAGUAAAGGGCUCAGAAGAUUGGGUGAAAAUGAUGUUGCUGAUGAAGUUGAUGCACAGUUUGGGGUUUCUAUUGAUGGGGUAUUGGAGAAAUUGAGUAGUGUUUAA
Molecule: messenger RNA, 543 nt
Organism: Papaver somniferum (opium poppy)
Lineage: Eukaryota; Viridiplantae; Streptophyta; Magnoliopsida; Ranunculales; Papaveraceae
Product: protein THYLAKOID ASSEMBLY 8, chloroplastic-like
Exons: 1
Coding region: 1-543 (180 amino acids)
Biological process (GO): chloroplast organization; Group II intron splicing
Molecular function (GO): protein binding; RNA binding
Source: RefSeq, a predicted model, not a curated record